AUGUUCACCAAUACCCUUUUUGUAUCCUAUCUUGUUUGUUUAAUUGUUGUUUUCUUCAAUCCCAUUGAUGUUGUUUUGAGUGGUGAUGAAUCAAUUCUUUUGAGCUGUGGCUCAAAAGAUGGUGGCACGGAUUCGGACGGGCGAAAAUGGGAAUCAGAUGCGAAAUAUACUUCUAGUGAAUCUAAAAUGACCAAAGCUACAAACCAGGAUUCUUCAUUACCUUCUACAAUUCCAUACAUGACUGCCAGAGUUUUUACAAAAGAAGGGACCUAUAAUUUAUCCGUUAAAAAAUACCAGCGGUAUUGGCUUAGAUUUUAUUUCUAUCCUGCAACUUAUCCGGACCUGAAUAUCACCAACUCUUAUUUCUCUUUGGAUGCAAAUGGUAUUACCCUUUUGAAUAAUUUUAGUGCUUCAAUCACUGCUCAAGCCGCCGGACAAGCUUUCUUUUUUGAGGAGUAUUCUCUGGCUCCAAUGGAUUCUGAUAAUCUGGAACUCACAUUUAAGCCUUCGGAUAAGUAUCCUGGAAGUUUCGCUUUUAUCAAUGGUAUAGAGUUUGUUCCGAUUCCGGAUUUGUUUGAUAAAGCUCCGUUGGUUGGAUUCAGUGACCAAACUAUGGAGAUGCAGAGUUCGAAUAUGCAGACGAUGUUUAGAUUGAAUGUUGCCGGUCAGUAUAUUCCUCCAAAGGCUGACUCUGAUGGUCUAAUGAGGACUUGGUAUAAUGAUCAGACUUAUAUAUGGGGAGCUGGAAUUGGGGCCAAUAUAGAGGCUGACGAUAAUACUACAAUUAACUACAAAGAUUUGCCAUCCUAUGUAGCGCCUCCUGAUGUUUACAUGACUGCAAGAUCAAUGGGACCUGACGCUCAUGUUAAUUUGGAUUACAAUCUCACUUGGAUUUUCGACAUUGAUGGCAAUUUCACAUACCUUGUGAGGUUACAUUUCUGUGAGUUCGUAAUGGAUAGUGUUAAUCAGAGAGUGUUCAAUAUUUACAUCAACAAUCAAUCUGCCCAGGUAUAUCCAGAUGCAGCUGAUGUAAUUGCCUGGACAAAAGAGAAAAAUGUACCGACAUACAGAGAUUACGUGAUAGUUAUUGAUGAUAAGCCGGGUGAUAAAGAGCUUCGAGUAGCAAUGUCACCAUCACCUGAAUCAAAGCCUCAAUAUUAUGAUUCAAUUCUUAAUGGAUUAGAGGUAUUCAAGAUAGAAGGUGGGAAGAACUUGGCAGGUCCUAAUCCUAAGAUUGAAGCACCGCCACCCAAUGCUGGAAGUAACUCAAAGUCUUCUCAGAAUAAAGAUCAUAAAACUAACAUGAAUGUGAUUGGAGGAGCUGCUGGAGGGGCUGCUGCAUUUGGCCUAUUGGCUGCAUUGUGCAUUGUUGUUUACCAAAGGAAGAAGAGAGUCCCUGGCUCGGAGUCACAUACUUCAAGCUGGCUGCCUAUUUAUGGGCACUCUCAUACAGGAAGCAAAUCAACAAUAUCCGGAAAGAGUAAUGCUAGUAGUCACAUUUCAGCGAUGGCUCAGGGUCUUUGCCGCCGCUUCUCUCUCCCAGAGAUUAAACACGCCACCAAGAAUUUUGAUGAUUCUUAUGUCAUUGGUGUUGGAGGUUUCGGAAAGGUGUAUAAAGGUGUUCUUGACGAUAAAAUAAAAGUGGCUAUUAAGAGAUCAAACCCAUCUUCAGAACAAGGAGUUAAUGAGUUUUGCACUGAAAUUGAGAUGCUUUCAAAGCUAAGACACAAGCAUUUGGUAUCUCUGAUUGGAUUCUGUGAGGAGGAUAAUGAGAUGUGUUUGGUUUAUGACUACAUGGCACUUGGAACUCUGAGGGAACAUCUCUAUAACACGAAAAAGCCGACUCUUUCAUGGAAGCAAAGGUUGGAGAUUUGCAUUGGAGCAGCCAGAGGUCUUCACUACCUCCACACAGGAGCAAAAUACACCAUCAUUCACAGAGAUGUCAAGACAACAAAUAUUCUUUUGGAUGAGAAUUGGGUUGCCAAGGUUUCAGAUUUUGGCCUGUCGAAAACUGGUCCUAACAUGGAAAAUGGCCAUGUUAGUACAGUAGUAAAGGGCAGUUUUGGUUACUUGGAUCCUGAAUAUUUCCGGAGACAACAAUUGACAGAAAAAUCUGAUAUCUACUCUUUCGGAGUAGUCCUUUUCGAGGUAUUGUGUGCAAGGCCUGCUCUUAAUCCUAGCCUUCCGAAAGAACAAGUCAGUCUGGCAGAUUGGGCUCUACAUUGUAAAAAAAAGGGGGUCCUGGAGGACAUCAUUGAUCCUGAUCUAAAGGGGAAAAUCAGCCAGGAAUGCUUAAACAAAUUCGUCGAUACAGCUGAGAAGUGUUUGUCUGAAGUUGGAUACGAGCGUCCCUCUAUGGGAGAUGUGUUGUGGAAUCUUGAGUUUGCACUCCAAUUAGUGGAAAGCCCUGAUGGUGCAUCAACUAGCGAUAGAAGUUAUGGUUCUGAGGAGGCUCUAUUAAACAGAAACAAUCGGAGUGUUGGGAGUGAGCGCGAAACUAAUGAAGGAUCUGAAGGCAGUAGUGUCAUCUUCUCACAGAUAGUAAAUCCAACAGGGCGAUGA
This is a messenger RNA of Pistacia vera, 2562 nucleotides long. RefSeq names its product receptor-like protein kinase ANXUR1. Gene Ontology annotation, molecular function: transmembrane receptor protein tyrosine kinase activity; ATP binding. Gene Ontology annotation, biological process: protein autophosphorylation. Gene Ontology annotation, cellular component: plasmodesma; plasma membrane. The transcript has a single exon. The record is from RefSeq and is a predicted model, not a curated record. The coding region runs from base 1 to 2562 and encodes 853 amino acids. Lineage: Eukaryota; Viridiplantae; Streptophyta; Magnoliopsida; Sapindales; Anacardiaceae.